Messenger RNA from Mizuhopecten yessoensis (Yesso scallop), 4045 nucleotides. RefSeq names its product DNA-binding protein RFX2-like. Gene Ontology annotation, biological process: regulation of transcription by RNA polymerase II. Lineage: Eukaryota; Metazoa; Mollusca; Bivalvia; Pectinida; Pectinidae. Gene Ontology annotation, molecular function: RNA polymerase II cis-regulatory region sequence-specific DNA binding; DNA-binding transcription factor activity, RNA polymerase II-specific. The coding region runs from base 114 to 2453 and encodes 779 amino acids. The record is from RefSeq and is a predicted model, not a curated record. The transcript has 17 exons.
CAAUUGCUGACGCGAAGAGUCUGGCAACAGUUGCCGUAGGAAUAAACGCCAUAGACACCGUAGCUGUGACGACUGUUACCCGCCAACAACCUAAGUCCUGGGGCAGCUGAACAAUGGCAACCCAGACUUAUGUUACUGACCUUCAGGCAAUGAAUCCAACUACACUGCUAAAUGUCCAACAGAAGACCCAACCUGGUGGCCAGACUAUACAUUCUCAAGGCCAGAAGUCUCAAACUACGACGAUAAUUCAACCAUCCCAGGCACACACUACUCAGCAGUUUAUUGUUACCAAUCAACAGCUAAAUGAACAAAACCAUGGACAGGACACGGUGACCCUUCAGCAAGGAGGACAGACAGUUUAUCCAACGCAUGUUCAGUACGUAGACAGCAAUGACCCUGCUCUCUACGCAUCUACGAAUGGGCAAAUAGUACAAAUGGUGAACAGGCCAUGGCAAACGACAUACCAAACAGACUACGGCCAGACUAUGUAUACGCCUGUUUCUGGUACAUACUACCAGACAUCCGGAGGGGCACAGGUGGCUGCGACAGGACUAGCCCAGGUUGGUACUGUACAAACUGUUCAGGGCCAGAUACUGCAGCAUCAGAGUGGCACCUACCUCAUACAAGGGGGAACCAUGGAUGGAGAGGGCACGCCCUUGACUCACACAACCCGGGCCUCACCUGCUACUGUAAGUGCUGUUCAGUGGCUGAUCGACAAUUACGAGACAGCAGAAGGUGUGAGUCUACCGAGAAGCACACUGUACAACCAUUAUUUACGGCACUGCCAGGAGCAAAAUCUAGACCCAAUGAACCCCGCUUCAUUUGGAAAGCUCAUCCGAUCAGUGUUUUUAGGUCUACGAACAAGAAGAUUAGGGACUCGGGGUAAUUCAAAGUACCAUUACUAUGGUAUCCGUAUCAAAGCUAACUCUCCACUGAACCAGUUUACAGACGACCAAACGAUGGCAAUGAGGCAACAACCAAUGUAUCAGGGCAAAAAGUUUAAGAUGGAGGAUGGUGUGGAGGGAGGUCACCAUGCUCCCCCUGAUGCAGCCACUGCCCAGCAGCAGCAACACCAACAGUUCCUCGGGGAUGCCUCGGGAGCCCUCCCAAACUUUGGGGACAUUGACACCUCAUUGCCUUUACCUGAGGGGGUUACAGUCGACCAUGUGCAUGCUUUUGACAAGAUGUAUACAGAACAUGCAGAGGCUAUAGUUGAUGUAGUAGUAAACUUACAGUUUUCCCUGAUAGAAGCUUUAUGGCAAGGUUUCUGGCGGAAUCAACCAGCAGACCAAUUAACAGCUGACAAUGAUUACGAAAAGCGUCUGCCAAAAGAAAAAUUAUAUGCAGUUAGUAAAUAUGGCCCUGUACAGGAGUAUGUGCGGAAGGCUGACUACGCAUUCUACCAAGCUUUAGUUGAAGUGCUGAUUCCAGAUGUGCUUAGACCUAUCCCAAGUUCCCUUACACAGGCUAUUAGAAAUUUUGCGAAGAGUUUAGAAAAUUGGCUCAAAGGAGCUAUGGUGGGAGUUCCAGAAGACAUGCUCAAGUGCAAGGUUGGUGCUGUGAGUGCUUUUGCUCAGACCUUACGGAGAUAUACGUCUCUAAACCAUCUCGCCCAGGCAGCGCGUGCAGUGCUUCAGAACACCUCACAAAUAAACCAGAUGCUCACAGAUCUCAACAGGGUAGACUUCGCUAAUGUGCAGGAGCAGGCUUCCUGGGUUUGUCAGUGUGACGACAGUGUGGUACAGCAGCUCCAGGAGGAUUUCAAGAAGACUCUCGAGUGUCAGAAUUCUCUGGAAGAUUGGGCCCAGUGGCUGGAGGAGGUUGUCAACCAAGUGUUAAAACCACAUGAAGGCAGCGACAAUUUUCCAAAGGCUGCCCGGCAAUUUUUAUUGAAAUGGUCUUUCUAUAGCUCAAUGGUGAUAAGAGAUUUGACUCUACGAAGUGCUGCAAGUUUUGGUUCUUUCCAUUUGAUUCGACUUCUAUAUGACGAGUACAUGUUUUACCUGGUGGAACACAAAGUGGCUGCAGCAACAGGAGAGACUCCAAUAGCUGUUAUGGGCGAAGUAAGACAGUUUAUAGACCUGAGUAGUGCUGUAAUGCUGAGUUCCCUUGAAGCUGAAAAGCCACUGCCUGUGAUCAAAACACCAGCAAGUAAUAUGGGUGUUGCAAAUACAGCCACAGCCAUUAUGAACAAAUCCACGCUCGAAACCUCCUCAAGUGCCAACACAACUACACUCAUGGUUCUCAAUUCAGGGAACACGCCUGGUCAAGGUGUCAAUGGAAACAUUAUAGUGACAGCAGCCCCAGGAACAAACCCCUCUACUGUCACAGUGCGAACGGCAGCGGGAACUCCCAUACAGGGUGCUAAGACAAUUGUAGUCAUGCCAGUCUCUAACUCGUUAGGUUCUGGUGAUUCACAUUCACAGAGUGUGAAACGGUUAAAAGUGGAAUAGUCUUUUAACGUGUGUGAUAUUUUAUUUUAGGAUGUUAUUAAUAUCAAAGGAUCCUAGAGUGUUCAAAGGAAACUUUUUUUUGACGAGAAAAGGCAAGCAAUGCUGUGUCAACAGAAUUGAUGACAUUUUCCAGUCACAGAUUACCACUAGAAUGUUGCUGGACGUGUUUCAAACAGUUACAUCUUUCUCCACUUAAAAAUCUUUGAUCAAUUAAUAUUCAUGUAAAUAUUUGCAAUUGUCUAUUCCCUCCUAAAUUAAUCUGUAUAAAUGGCUUGAAAUUAUGUACAUAGUGUAAAAAUGAUGUUUAAUUUAAAAGUUUUUAAAUGACUUUUAUAAUUUGUACAUGAUUUCCUUGCUUGUGUUUGUUUCCCUGUAAUUUUUUGCUUCCUAGUUUCGUCUAGGUCUUUGUUCCCGUGAUAUAUCAUUUUGUCUCCUCACUCACCUGUUAGGGCCUGUGUGUAUUUUAUUAUUUGUUAUAUUUCCAAAAUAAUAGGAUUUUAUCUUGGGUUUUUACUUGUUAUUCAGGUCAACAAAUAUCGUGUACUCUUUUCUUUUCAUUUUUUUUUUGUUUUGUUCGAUGUCCAUGGUAGAAUCCUUAAUUUGCUUGCCAUUCAUUUGCUUAUUGUCGCUAUCAAUAGAAUCAACAGCAUAUGAUUUCUUGUUAGAACGUAAUUUGACAGAUUAGUUUUGAUGAAGAACACCUGUUGGUUAAACAUUUUCCUUGUUACACUAAUAGUGAAUCACACCAAUAAUAGAGUUUCACACUGUUUCUAUGCAUCAAAGCUGUUUAGGAUAGGUUUUUUUAUAACUACAGACGAGUGCACUAACGUAAUCUUCUUUUUUACUAUUAUACUAAAACAGUUUGUUGAAACUAAUUGCAUGUAUAGAUUGUUAAAAGCGUAUUAACUUUGGAUGAUAUGUCGUAAAUCAUCAACCUUUAGUGAAUAGAUAUUUUUGCAAUUGUUAUUCUAAAGACACUCACUAAAAUGACUAAAGAUUAUUGAAAUUUCUAAAAGGAAAAGCAACAUAUGUUCAUCGAGUCUGAACAAAUAUUCGUGGUAGACUGAACUCGCGAGUUAGUGUGAAGCUUUAUAGUACGUGUAACAGUUUCACAUUUGUUUCAUAUUCAUCGACACUAAAAGUAUUUUAUCUAUGACAAGUUAAACCUGUUCAUGCAGUUUUAGUGAUGCCAGUAUAUCAGAAACGGACUUUUUUAUUUUUAAUACCAGAAAUAAGUUCAAAUUGAUGAUCUUAUGCAUGAUUCUAUAAUGAAUUUGUUUCUUCCUGAUUUACAUGAACAGCUACAUACCUCAUAAGGUCAUUGAUUUUUGAUGAAAUACAUUUGUCAUAUUUUUUUUUUUACGAAAACAGUAGUUUAAUGAUAAUUUUCCUGUACAUAGUCUCCUUUUGGAGUAAACCUGAAAUUUUAUUGAACUGGUAAACUUUACAAUACCUACGACUUGGGGUGAUCGGCAGUGCCAUACAGAUACAGGUCAGACGUGACACAAACAUGACAAUAUUCAGAAACCACUGUUAAGAUUUCUGUUCGUUUAUUGUAGUUUUUGUAUAAUGCUAUUAAAUAUGAUAGUCAA